This is a messenger RNA of Monodelphis domestica (gray short-tailed opossum), 921 nucleotides long. Its product is annotated as olfactory receptor 4C11-like. Gene Ontology annotation, biological process: G protein-coupled receptor signaling pathway. Gene Ontology annotation, molecular function: olfactory receptor activity; G protein-coupled receptor activity. Gene Ontology annotation, cellular component: membrane. The record is from RefSeq and is a predicted model, not a curated record. NCBI's taxonomy places the organism in Eukaryota, Metazoa, Chordata, Mammalia, Didelphimorphia, Didelphidae.
AUGAAUAUACAGAGCAAUGUGACAGAAUUUGUCCUCCUUGGGCUGACACAGGACCCAGGAAGGCGAAAAAUCGUAUUUGCUGUUUUCUUGGUCUUCUACAUUGCUACUGUUUUGGGAAACCUGAUCAUCAUUGUGACCAUCAAAACCAGCCCCAUGCUUGGGUCCCCCAUGUACUACUUCCUGUCCUACUUGUCUUUUGCAGAUGCCUGCUUCUCCACAACUACAGCUCCCAAGCUCAUUGUAGACAGUGUCUCCAAAAAGCAGACCAUCUCUUUCAAACAUUGUAUGACUCAGGUAUUUGCAGCCCAUUUUUUUGGUUGCAUGGAAAUUUUCCUUCUUAUCCUCAUGGCCUAUGACCGCUAUGUGGCCAUCUGUAAACCUCUGCACUAUUCAACUAUCAUAAGUCCCAAAGUCUGUCGUAUAUUAGUCAUCUUGGCCUGGGUUGGCUCUUGUAUUCACUCCACAGCCCAAAUUUUUCUUGCUUUAAGUUUGCCCUUUUGUGGUCCCCAUUUGAUUGACCACUAUUUCUGUGACUUGCAACCUUUGUUGAAACUGGCCUGCACAGAUACAUAUGUGAUUAAUCUUCUUAUUAUCUCUAAUAGUGGAGUUAUAUGUAUGGUGAGUUUUGUGUUACUCAUCAUUUCCUAUAUUGUUAUCCUAUACUCCCUGAGAAAGCAGAGUUCUGAAGGGAAGCGCAAAGCCUUUUCUACUUGUAUUUCCCAUAUAAUUGUGGUCAUCAUCUUCUUUGUACCAUGUAUAUUCAUAUAUACCCGUCCCCCAACCACCUUUCCUGUGGAUAAAUUAGUGUCUGUAUUUUACACAAUUGGCACUCCUUUACUCAACCCUUUGAUAUAUACUCUGAGGAACAAGGAUGUAAAAGAUUCCAUGAGGAAGUUAUGGAGGAAGAUUGUAGGAUCUUAG